AAUUACUGAACGAAAAUGUACGAGCAGAACAGCAGCAGCAGCAGCAGCAGCACUGCGACGGCAGCGGCUGAGUCUGCGCUGUGGUCGGUGAGCAGAGAACGGGGUGAACGCUCUCGGCCGAGUGCCGCCCAAAGGUUGCACAAUCUCACCUCUGCCUCAGCCACAACAUCCUCAUCGUCAUCCUCGACAGCCUUGCCCAUGCCGCAGAAUAUCUUCACCAAUCCCUCGAUACAGCCAUCCAGUGUGGUAAAUCUGUCGCACUCCACCGAUGUGGUCAUUGGACCGAUGACCCAGUAUCAGGGACCGGUCUCCAUAUACUACAUGGAUGCCAGCAUGGAGGCGCAUGCCAUGCAAACGGCAGCAGGAAUCAACAGCAGCAGCAGCAGCAACCUGCGUCGUGACAGUUCCCCAUCGAAGCGCCUCACGAGGAACACCAUCCUGCUGAUCACACUCAUCCUGCUCGUUCUGGCCACAGCACUGAUUGUGCUCUAUGUGGAGCUGAAUCGGCCACGCUCGGAGGCGGCCAACAAAGCGAUUUACUUUGGCAACACCUACGACCACGACACGUUUCCGAAUCUAGGAAAUGGUCAUCUAGUCAUCGAUCGCAUACAGUGGGGUGCAUCGACCAAUGUGCGGCCAUUGACAGUGCCACUGCGACGACCCAUACCCUAUGUACUCAUCACACACAUUGGCGUGCAGUCGAUACCCUGCUCCAAUGUCUACAAAUGUUCCAUCAAAAUGCGCACCAUACAAGACGCUGCCGUGGCAGAGAAGAUCCUGCCCGACAUACAGUCUAAUUUUUAUGUCUCUGACGAGGGCAACAUCUAUGUGGGACGUGGCUGGGACUGGGCCAACACGUAUGCCAAUCACACGCUGGCCAUUACCUUUAUGGGUGACUACGGACGGUAUGCGCCGACAGCCAAGCAGCUGGAAGGUGUCCAAUUUCUGCUGGCACAUGCCGUGGCCAAUCAACAGCUGGAAGUGGACUACAAGCUGGUGGCACAAAAUCAAACCAAGUCCAGCAAAAGUCCUGGCAUCAAUGUUUACCGGGAGAUACGCAAAUGGCCGCACUUCUAUGGCUGUGGCAUGGAUGAGACGCCCGCCUGUGGCAGCGAACUGGGCAUGACGCGUGACUCCUGGGAUGCCAAGCAGUAGAUGAUCCACCCAUAGACUUCUUUACCACCUAAGAGCGUAUCCAAAUACAAAUUAUAUUUAAUUAAUAUACUAAAUCAAGCAAA
This is a messenger RNA of Drosophila subobscura, 1238 nucleotides long. RefSeq names its product peptidoglycan-recognition protein LA (gene PGRP-LA). The coding region runs from base 16 to 1155 and encodes 379 amino acids. Gene Ontology annotation, biological process: peptidoglycan catabolic process. The record is from RefSeq and is a predicted model, not a curated record. The transcript is spliced from 5 exons. Gene Ontology annotation, molecular function: zinc ion binding; N-acetylmuramoyl-L-alanine amidase activity. NCBI's taxonomy places the organism in Eukaryota, Metazoa, Arthropoda, Insecta, Diptera, Drosophilidae.